Molecule: messenger RNA, 2106 nt
Organism: Lasiosphaeria miniovina
Lineage: Eukaryota; Fungi; Ascomycota; Sordariomycetes; Sordariales; Lasiosphaeriaceae
Product: ubiquitin fusion degradation protein UFD1-domain-containing protein
Exons: 2
Coding region: 1-2106 (701 amino acids)
Cellular component (GO): VCP-NPL4-UFD1 AAA ATPase complex
Molecular function (GO): polyubiquitin modification-dependent protein binding
Source: RefSeq, a predicted model, not a curated record
AUGGCCGACCAGCCAGCACAGCCGCAGCUUAAGUGGUCUGCAUCCGUCCGCGUCGCACAUCCCUCGCGCGUCGCGCACAAGGACCUGCAGGGGGACAAGAUCCUCUUACCGCAGUCGGCCCUGGAGCAGCUGCUUGCUGCCUCGACUACCGCCGGCCCCUCGACAUCCCACACCUUUAUUGCCUUCGACCCCUUCAACCCAUACUCGGUCGCCGAUGCCCGCCGAGAGCGCGCGCGCUAUCAAGAGCCCUCCCAACAACUACCACAUCCGUUGAUGUUCCAGCUCAUCAACCAGUCAAAUGGGAACGCAGUCUUUGCCGGAAUCCGCGAGUUUUCUGCCGCCGAGGGAGAGGUUGCGCUGAGCCCAUACCUGCUCGACGCCUUAGGAAUACAAGAGAAGGACAUUAAGGAUAUAUCGUCUCCCGAAGACGGGCUUGUCGACCUCAUUGACGACGUUGUCGACCUCACCAAUGACGACAGCACUGGACCCGGAGAUAGCGAGCUUCGGAUAACGGUCAAGGCCCGACAGCUUCCCAAGGGCACCUACGUUAGGCUGAGGCCUCUCGAGGCCGGAUACAACCCCGACGAUUGGAAGUCGUUGCUUGAGAGACAGCUGCGCGCAUCUUUCACAACGCUCACCAAAGACUCGACACUCUCGGUCCGAGGAGUGCAGGGAGAAGAGUUCCGAUUUCUCGUUGACAAAUUCCAGCCUGAAGGAGACGGUAUAUGCGUCGUUGAUACCGAUCUUGAGGUCGAUAUUGAAGCCCUUGACGAAGAGCAGGCGCGAGAGACCCUGCGACAGAUAGCUGCCAAGGCACAGCGCGCGCCGGGUACGGCGUCGGCAAGCUCGGUGGGCCACGCCAUCGAUGCUUGGAAAGACGUCGAUGGCCAAGUUCUGCAGGGCGACUACGUAGAUUACGAGUUGCCGUCAUGGGACAAGUCUCGGGCUGUCGCCAUCCAGCUGUCGAUACUCGACGAUCAAGAAGUGGAUCUUUUUGUUACGGCCAAAUCCAGUCGUCACCGAGCAUUGCCUCGCGACUCGAGCCAUUUGUUUGCCGACUUCUCCUCGCCGACGGAUGGCGUUAAGCGGAUCGUUAUCCAACCCACAAAUGUCGAGCUCGAGGGCGCAGAGAGUCUUCUCAUCUCAGUCCACGGCUUCGCAAGACCCGGCGAUGACGCUGCCGUCUCGGCUCCGUGUCGCUAUACUCUAAGGGCAAAGGCAGUCGGCAUUCAAGGCUCACAGUCGGUACCAAUCAGCCUUGACGCUGAGCCUCCGAGGUCUACUGACGAGGAGCAGUGCAAGAAUUGCCUGCAAUGGAUUCCGAAGCGAACUAUGGUUCUACACGAGAACUUUUGUCUUCGAAACAACAUCCUGUGUCCUCAAUGCAAGGAGGGCGAUCCCCUGGAUCCUUCCUCGGAGGCCGAGACUGCGCUGUCCGGCCUGACUGCCCACGAGCGUGCUGAUGGAGCGCGGACCACCGAUUGCCAUCUUUGCGGCUCAAUCGUGCGGCUGCGGGACAUGUCUGCCCACACGGCGAACCACGAGCUUGACAAAGUCUCGCGAUCAAAGCCCGAGCUCUGCAGAGACGAGCUUUGUGGGCGCACCCUCCACGGCAUUGGACCCCGGGGCCAGAUAAACGGCGGCACUCGCAUGGGACAAGGUCCCGGUAACGACCUGGGCCUUUGUAGCCUGUGCUUUGCGCCGCUCUACGUCAGCAUGCAUGACCCGGAGGGCAAAGCAUUGCGACGGCGAAUUGAGAGGCGCUAUCUGGCGCAGCUGAUGACGGGAUGUGGCAAGAAAUGGUGCCUCAACGAGUGGUGCAAAACUGGACGGGCAAAUCGCGACCUGGAGAGACUUGGGACAAGCGCUGCAGCGGCCCUGCCGUUGGUGAAGCCACUCCUCGAGGUCAUCCGCGACUACAACCAGCCCAUGCGCUUCUGUGUCGACGAAGCAUCACAGCGCCGGAAGAAGACGGCGGAGAUGCUGGCCGCCGAAGGCGUCUGGAGUAUCGAGUGGUGCAUUGCUGCGCUAGAGGCUGAAGGCAGCGACCUCACUAAGGCGAGGAGUUGGCUGAUGGACUGGGCGCCAACCAAGGCUACGAAGUAA